UCCUUUUCAACCGUGAAAUCACAACUUGCUAAACCAAAACCUACCCUAACUUUCGGGUUACCCCUUUUGCAAGCCACUCUCUAUAUUCAUUCCUUAUUUUUUGUAUUUCUGUUUCAUUAUCAUCACUCGUUCCUUCCACACCCUCUACUAUAAAUAAACAACAACACCUUUCUCUGUUCCACUCGUUACACCUUAAUUCCACGCUUCAUUUUUCUUUCCUCAAUCACAAUACCACAACCUCUUUUCGACACUCUCACGUUACAACAACAACAUCAUGGGUUCCUCGCCCAAUUCAAAGCCUAAGAUCGUUAGAGGCACCGCAGGUUAUGUCCUCGAAGAUGUUCCACAUUUGGCUGAUUACAUCCCUGACAUUCCAACAUAUACUAAUCCUUUGCAGAUCAAUCCUGCUUACUCAGUUGUCAAACAGUAUUUCGUUCACGUCGAUGAUAGUGUUCCGCAGAAGAUAAUUGCUAAUAAAGAUAGUCCAAGAGGGGUACAUUUUCGGCGUGCAGGACCUCGUCAAAAUGUGUAUUUCGACGCAGAUGAUGUUCAGGCUGCAAUUGUGACAUGUGGUGGUCUAUGUCCUGGCCUAAACACCGUGAUUAGGGAACUAGUAUGUGCACUGUAUCACAUGUAUGGUGUCAAGAAAAUUUUGGGAAUCAAUGGAGGAUACAAGGGUUUCUAUGCUCACAAUACUAUAGCUCUAACUCCUAAAAACGUGAAUGACAUACACAAGCGUGGGGGAACUAUCCUUGGUUCAUCAAGAGGUGGACAUGACACCACUAAGAUAGUUGACAGUAUUCAAGAUCGGGGAAUUAAUCAGGUUUACAUAAUUGGAGGAGAUGGUACUCAGAGGGGUGCAGACAGGAUUUUUGAGGAAAUUAGAAGGCGACAUCUCAAAGUUGCAGUAGUAGGAAUCCCGAAAACCAUAGAUAAUGACAUCCCGGUUAUUGAUAGGUCCUUCGGCUUUGACACAGCUGUUGAGGAGGCUCAACGUGCUAUAAAUGCAGCACAUGUUGAGGCUGAAAGUGGUGAAAAUGGCAUUGGUGUUGUGAAACUGAUGGGCCGGUAUAGCGGGUUUAUUGCAAUGUAUGCUACUCUGGCCAGUAGGGAUGUGGACUGUUGCUUGAUUCCAGAGUCACCCUUUCACCUUGAAGGUCCAGGUGGACUUUUUGAGUAUGUAGAGAAAAGACUGAAAGAAAAUGGCCACAUGGUUAUUGUGAUUGCUGAAGGUGCAGGACAGGAACUUGUUUCUGAGAGCAUGCAAUCCAUGCAGAAGCAGGAUGCUUCCGGCAACAAACUUCUCCAAGAUGUCGGGCUAUGGAUAUCCCAAAAGAUAAAGGAACAUUUUUCCAGGCUGAAGACAAUGCACAUAAAUCUGAAAUAUAUAGAUCCAACGUAUAUGAUCCGAGCUGUUCCAAGCAAUGCUUCUGACAACGUGUACUGCACUCUUCUUGCUCAAAGUGCUGUUCAUGGAGCCAUGGCCGGUUACACUGGCUUUACCAGUGGGCUUGUGAAUGGAAGGCAAACGUACAUACCCUUUUAUAGAAUCAUCGAGGGCCAGAACAAAGUAGUGAUAACUGAUAGAAUGUGGGCAAGGGUUUUGUCUUCAACAAAUCAACCCAGCUUUACGGUUUCCAAGAAUAACGCUGAAGAAAAGACGGGAGAUGAACCAAACGGGGAGCAGCAGCAGCAGUAAGAGCAUUCGUUCAAAUAACCAUUUGACUCAGAAAGAAGUCAACAACAUUUUUCACCUGCUAUGUACAUCAUGUUACUAUAUUCGUUUCAUGUUUCAUAUCCUGCAUUGUAAGUAGUAGUACAUAUUUCAGUUUUCUUUUUCCUCUUCCAUGUCCAAAAGAUGGCCCUGGAAGAAACCUUGAAUAUAUUCAUUGUAUUAUUCUUUUAUUAUGCAUUGUAAUUAGUAUAUAUUUCAUUAUCUC
Molecule: messenger RNA, 1940 nt
Organism: Vigna unguiculata (cowpea)
Lineage: Eukaryota; Viridiplantae; Streptophyta; Magnoliopsida; Fabales; Fabaceae
Product: ATP-dependent 6-phosphofructokinase 3-like
Biological process (GO): fructose 6-phosphate metabolic process; glycolytic process
Molecular function (GO): ATP binding; 6-phosphofructokinase activity
Source: RefSeq, a predicted model, not a curated record